Molecule: messenger RNA, 279 nt
Organism: Drosophila kikkawai
Lineage: Eukaryota; Metazoa; Arthropoda; Insecta; Diptera; Drosophilidae
Product: bomanin Short 3-like
Biological process (GO): defense response
Source: RefSeq, a predicted model, not a curated record
AAUUUGACUUCUCUGGGCUAUAAAAGCUACCUGUUCGCAUCGAUUGGCAAAUUAGUCGCUCAUUUCAAUCGCAAUAUGAAGCUGCUUUCGGUUGCCUUUCUGCUCGGCCUUCUGGCUUUGGCCAGCGCCACUCCUUUGAAUCCCGGCAAUGUGAUCAUCAACGGCGAUUGCAGAGUUUGCAAUGUUCGAGGCGACUAAAAAUUAUUAUUAAAAGCUGGAUGCUGCUGAUGAAUUGUGAAAAAAAAACAUUAAAUAAAAUGAGUUCUUUGAAACAUUAAA